Molecule: messenger RNA, 1008 nt
Organism: Colletotrichum karsti
Lineage: Eukaryota; Fungi; Ascomycota; Sordariomycetes; Glomerellales; Glomerellaceae
Product: inosine/uridine-preferring nucleoside hydrolase
Exons: 2
Coding region: 1-1008 (335 amino acids)
Molecular function (GO): hydrolase activity, hydrolyzing N-glycosyl compounds
Source: RefSeq, a predicted model, not a curated record
AUGCGCGCCUCACCGCUGCAAAUCGUCUUGAGCGCCCUCCUGGCCCAUCCGGCCUUCGCAGCUCGCAAGAACGUAAUCGUAGACACCGACAUCUUCAGUGAUUGCGAUGACACCGGCGCGCUCCUCCUCGCCGCGACCUCCCCCGAGAUCAACCUCCUCGGCGUGAACGUCAACUAUCCCUCAACCUACUCCGUCACCGCCACCUCCGCCAUCCUCGCGCACUACAACCGGUCCUCCGUCCCCAUCGGCGCGCGCCGCCCGCUCGCCGACGAGAGCUUCUUCGACACCUUCGCCUACGACCUCGGCGAGUACGCGAGCAAGAUCUCGUACCACUUCUCCGGCGGCGCGCUGCCCUUCGGCCGGGCCGAGGACGCCUGGGACGCCGUCUCGCUGUACCGCAAGAUCCUGGCCGAGGCCGAGGAGCCCGUGACCAUCGCCUCGAUCGGGUUCUUCGAGAAUUUGUCGGGGCUGUUGAACUCCACCGCCGACAGGUACUCCAACCUCACCGGCCCGCAGCUGAUCGAGAAGAAAGUGUCCGAGUUGGUCGUGAUGGGCGGCGGGUACCCCUCCGGCCGGGAGUUUAACUUCUUCGGGGACAACCCGCUGGCUACCGCGCACGUUGUGAAUAACUGGAAGGGCCGGGUCGUGUACUGCGGGACUGAGGUUGGCGGGACGGUGCUGUCCGGGGCGAAGUUGCUCGCCGAGGCUCCGGCGACGGAUCCGGUAAGGCAGGCGUAUAUCUACUACAACUUCUACCGGCCGCGGGAGUCGUGGGAUCCUCUCACGGUCUUGUACGCCAUCCAGGGUUUGGGGGAUGUAUUCGAGUUCGGCAAUGAGUACGGCUACAAUUACGUCUAUGCGAAUGGGUCGAAUGAGUGGGUUUAUGACAAGAACGUUACGAACCAGUUCUGGCUGAACUUGAAGGUGGACAACGUCACGGCUGCGGAUGCCCUUGAUGAGCUCUAUGUCCAGGGAGCACUGUCAGCAGCGAACGGAACUCUGGUAUAA